Molecule: messenger RNA, 2762 nt
Organism: Dendrobium catenatum
Lineage: Eukaryota; Viridiplantae; Streptophyta; Magnoliopsida; Asparagales; Orchidaceae
Product: receptor-like serine/threonine-protein kinase SD1-8
Exons: 8
Coding region: 197-2686 (829 amino acids)
Biological process (GO): recognition of pollen; protein phosphorylation
Molecular function (GO): ATP binding; protein serine/threonine kinase activity
Source: RefSeq, a predicted model, not a curated record
UUCACAAAGUAAAUAAUCUCUGAAGACUCCACUUGGUAGAUUUCCAUACGCAAAUCCAACCCAAACUUUUCAAUCUUUGAGAGAGUUUCCUCAAAUAAUCAAAGUCAAUAUGGGCAUAGAUAUUAAAUCAAAUCAAGAAGACUUAAUUGCUAAUAAAUCAAGAUAAUCACAACCACCACCAUCUAUCAAAAACACCAUGAAAAAUAUAGCGAUUCUUCAACUCAUCUUCUUCAUCUUCAUCAUCGUCCUCUGUAUUAUCAUCAUUGCUAGUGAAGACAGUGGAGGCGAUACACUUACCACUUCGACAACCCUACGGGACGGCGAUAAGCUUGUCUCUGCUUCCGGCAUGUUCGCGCUCGGCUUCACUAGCCCUACAAAUUCGUCUACGAAACGCUACAUCGCCAUCUGGUAUAAUAAAAUUGCCACUCAUGAUAUUGUCUGGAUCGCCAAUCGCAAUCGCCCGAUCGCCGAGCCUACUGCUGCCCUCACCUUGUCCUCCAAUGGUACGUUGAUGAUUAUUGGUGGUAACUCCUCCAUCGUGUAUUGGUCGUCAUUUACCUCCACCAUCGUUGAUGAUGUUGAUGUCGCCACCACCAGCCCAGUAGCUCAACUCCUUGAUGCCGGCAACCUCGUCAUUAGAGGAGCCAACAAUGAGUCCAUAUGGCAGAGCUUCGAACACCCAACGGACACAUUCCUGGCCGGGAUGAAGUUAGGGCACGAUCUGCGAACCGGCCUCACCCGCAACCUCACCUCUUGGGCGAGCCCGUCCGAUCCAUCGUCGGGGCCGUACACCGCCGGCAUUCAGCUUGCCGGCGUUCCCCAGCUCGUUAUCGCUGAGGGUUCCACCUUGUCCUGGCGCGGCGGCCCGUGGAUCGGAAUCGGCUUUUCCGGCAGCCCGGAGACACGUGGCUCCCCUUUCUUCAUCAUCACCUUCAUCUCUAACGCCGAAGAGGUCGAGUACUCCUACCAGCCGCUCGGAAACAAAAUAACUAGGCUGAUCUUAAGUCAUGACGGAUACGGGCAGCGUUUGGUGUGGUUGGAUCCGCCGGGGCAAUGGAGUCUCUUCUGGCAAGCGCCGGACGAUCAUUGCGACCAAUACGCCUAUUGUGGGGUUUUCGGGAUAUGCAACGCGAGCAAUAUGCCGAUGUGUGUUUGCUUGCAUGGGUUUCAGCCGAGGGAUCCGGCGAAUUGGGCGUUGAUGGAUUGGUCGGGUGGUUGCGUGAGGAAGACGGAGCUCGAUUGCGGCAGAAACAAGACUGGAAUCAUUACCGAUGGGUUUGUGCCGCUGACCUCGGUGAAGCUACCGGAUACUUCAGUGGCGGUGGAGGAUGAGAAGUUGGGGUUGGAUGCGUGCAGUGCAAGGUGUUUGAUGAAUUGCUCCUGCACGGGUUAUUCGUUGGCGAAUUUUGCAGGCGCCGGGAGUGGAUGCAUUAUGUGGAUGGGACAGCUUUACGACUUGCGGGUCUAUUCCAACAGUUCGCAAGUGUUCUAUCUACGGGUGGCGGCCUCUGAUCUUGUGUCAAACCAAUCUCACAACAGAAAAGCAACUGCUAUAGUGGUGUCCACUGUGGUUUGUUUCUCCGUUGGUGCGUUUCUUAUCGGUUAUCUUCUAUUUCGCUGCUGGAGGAAGAGAAGAUCUUUGGACUCAUCUGAAGAAGUAAAUGUGUUAAAUAUUGCAACUAAUACGGACAUGGAUCUUCCUUUGUUUGAUUAUGGAACAAUUGCUGAUGCAACAAAUAAUUUCUCUGAAGAUAAUGAACUUGGAGAGGGUGGUUUUGGUCCUGUUUAUAUGGGAAAGAUGGAUGAUGGACAAGAGAUAGCUGUGAAAAGACUUUCCAAAAGCUCAACACAGGGGCUCGAUGAGUUCAAAAAUGAGGUGAUGCUGAUUGCCAAGCUUCAGCAUAGAAAUCUAGUUCGGCUCUUAGGCUGCUGUGUGCAGAGACAGGAGAAGAUGCUGAUAUAUGAGUACAUGCCAAAUAAAAGCUUGGACACUUUUCUAUUCGACCAGGAAAAAAAAGUGUUGCUUAAUUGGCAAAUACGUUACAACAUAAUUGUCGGAAUCGCUCGAGGUCUUCUAUACCUUCAUCAAGAUUCAGCUGUAAGAGUUAUUCAUAGAGAUCUGAAAGCUAGUAACAUUCUUCUAGAUCAAGAGAUGGUGCCCAAAAUUUCAGACUUUGGUCUAGCAAGAAUCUUUGGAGGAAAUGAGGCAAAAUCUCAAACCAAAAGAGUUGUAGGAACAUAUGGUUAUAUGUCUCCAGAGUAUGCGAUCGAUGGCAUAUUUUCUGUUAAAUCUGAUGUCUUUAGUUUUGGAGUUCUAACUCUUGAGAUCAUAAGCGGGCAAAAGAACAGGGGCUAUUAUGCCUCUCAGAACUAUUAUUAUCUUUUACGACAGGCUUGGAGGCUUUGGAAAGAAGGCAAUGCCAUGGAACUAGUUGAUGAAACAAUUGAAAACUCAUACUCUGUUACUGAGGUUUUGAAAUGCAUCAAAAUUGGUCUUCUGUGCGUUCAGGAAAGACCAGAAGACAGACCAUUAAUGUCUGAUAUAAUUUUGAUGUUAACAAGUAAUAAUGAGCUUUUACCAGAACCCAAAUGUCCAGGCUUUGUAGCUAAACCAGAUUCAUCCUCAAGUAAGCGAGAAUCCCCUUCUAUAAACAAUGUAACACUCACAAUAACUCUUGGUAGGUAAUAAAGAAUUCAUUUAUAAAAUAGUUUCUUUUUUGUACUAGUUGUUGUUAUUGCUUUUCUUCCAAUUUGGUAACUUG